GCCGCCGACUGGCUCAUCCUCCAUCCACCGCGCCCUCCCGCCCCGCCCUCCGGCAGCCCAGCCCCGGCGAGCGAGCGCCCGGUCCGCCGCCUCCAGCAGGGGCUCCGGAGAGCAGGUCGGCGGCCCCGGCCGGGCAGCCGGAGCCAUGGGAGCCUCCACAGGUUGCUGAUCGCGGCCGGGCAGCUGCAGCAGCGACUGCAGAGGCGCUGCGCCAAGCCGGGCCGGAGCUGAGGGCGAGCGGACUCAGCCCCAGGGGCACCGCCCGUCCCACCCCUCACCCGGACCCGCAGCCUCAUGGCCAUGUCCCUGCAGGGCAGUAGACGGGCCUCUGCUGGAUCCCGCAGCGGGGGCGCAUUGGGCUGCAGCGGCGUGGCUGUGCUCGCCCAGGGUCCGCAGCUGCCCCCCGGCCAGGACGAGCACCUGCCCCCUCUCCCCGCCCCCAGGCGCACCUCGCCGCCCGUGAGCAUGCGGGACGCCUACGGCACCUCCUCCGUCAGCGGCAGCAGCACCUCGGGCUCCUGCAAGGGCAGCGACGGCAGCCCCACGCCCAGGCGCUCCAUGAAGUACAUGCUGUGCAGCGACAACCAUGGCAUCAAGCCGCCCACGCCGGAGCAGUACCUGACCCCCCUGCAGCAGAAGGAGGUGUGCAUCCGGCACCUGAGGGCCCGGCUGAAGGACACGCAGGACCGGCUCCAGGACCGGGACACGGAGAUCGACGACCUGAAGACGCAGCUGUCGCGCAUGCAGGAGGACUGGAUCGAGGAGGAGUGCCACCGCGUGGAGGCCCAGCUGGCCCUGAAGGAGGCCCGCAAGGAGAUCAAGCAGCUCAAGCAGGUCAUCGACACCGUCAAGAACAACCUCAUCGACAAGGACAAGGGGCUGCAGAAGUACUUCAUGGACAUCAACAUCCAGAACAAGAAGCUGGAGACGCUGCUGCACAGCAUGGAGGUGGCCCAGAACGGCACGGCCAAGGAGGACGGCGCGGGCGAGUCGGCCGGCGGCUCCCCCGCCCGCUCCCUCACCCGCAGCUCCACCUACACCAAGCUGAGCGACCCUGCCGUCUGCGGGGACCAGCCCCCCGGGGACCAGCCCGGCUCCUCGGCCGAGGACGGGGCCGACAGCGGCUUCGUGGCCAACGACGACGCCGCGAGCCGGACGGACGCGCUGGAGGCCAGCAGCCUGCUGUCGUCGGGGGUGGACUGCGGCCCCGAGGAGGCCUCGCUGCACGGCUCCUUCGGCCUGGGGCCCCGCUUCCCCGCCAGCAGCACCUACGAGAAGCUGCUGUGCGCCACGGAGGCCGGCGUGCAGGCCAGCUGCAUGCAGGAGCGCGCCAUCCAGACGGACCUCCUGCAGUACCAGCCCGACCUCGACGCCGUCCUGGAGAAGGUGGCCCAGGCCCAGGGCUGCGGGACGGGUCCCGCGUCGGGGGGCGGGUGCCCGGAGCCGGAUCCCCACCCCUCAGGGCCCAGAGACCCCAACUCAGCGGCGGCGGCGGUGGUGGAGACGGUGGGGGAUGAGGCCGAGGCCCCGGAGCCCAUCACCCGCGGGCCGACCCCGCACCGGCCCGGCGCCAACCCCGGCCACAGCCUGUCGGUGAGCGUGGCGUGCCCCGUGGAUGAGGAGGAGGAGGCGGCGGCCGAGCCCAAGAGCUACUGGAGCCGCCACUACAUCGUGGAUCUGCUGGCCGUGGUGGUGCCCGCGGUGCCCACCGUGGCCUGGCUGUGCCGCUCGCAGCGGCGCCAGGGCCAGCCCAUCUACAACAUCAGCUCCCUGCUGCGGGGCUGCUGCACGGUGGCCUUGCACUCCAUCCGCAGGAUCAGCUGCCGCUCGCUGGGCCCCCAGGGCCCCAGCCCCGCCGCCGCCGCCGGCUCCCAGCUCUGAGGCCCGGCCACUGAUCGUAGGCCUGCCGUCCUCCCUCCCGCACGUUCCCGUGGGGCAUCGUCUUAUUUAGUUCUGGGUUCGGAAGCGGCGUUUUCUGGAUGUUCACAGUGUGGGGACCGGGGAGAAGGGAAGAGAGUCGCCAGGCAGGGAGGCACACUGCAGGCUGAGUACUGGGGAGCCCCCAGCCCAGCCCAGCCCAGCCCAGCCCAGCCCCUCCGCCCGUCCUGUCCCAGGGCGGCCCCUGCUCAGGAAGUCUCUGGUGUACUGAGCCAGAGAGGCUGGGCCGCGGUUGCCCACGUUAGUCUCCCCGUUCUCCACCCCCCACAUCCUGUUCAGUCCCCGGGCCACUCCACACCGCCCGCCCUCAGCCCGGCGUCUGGACCAGUAUUACCUCCUCAGGGCAGGCAGCUGCGACCCAAAGUGCAGACUCCUGGCCCAGGACUCCGAGCAGAGCCCGGAACCGCGAGCCUGGGCUGGAGCCCCCGCCCCUCAGCCUGCCCCGCACCUGGGGGAAAGGCGGAGACGGGCGGGGGUGGCAGAGGGCAGUGUGAGUCCUGCAUCUGUCGGUCCCAGACCUUCCCUGCGGUCCGCUUUCCUCCUGAGGCGUCUGGGCGUCGUCAGAUAAUCCAGGCUGUGCUGGGGCAGGAGUGCUCCCCUCCGGAGGGCCAGCGCGAGGCGGGGAGGCGGGCUGGCAGCUCGGGGCCUCCGGCCUGAGCUGAGGCCCUGUGGUCUGGGCGGCCGGGCUGCACUCGGCAGUCCUCAGCUGGUGCGGACAGCCAAGGCCGUGACGGCCCUGGAGCUCACCCUGGGGCCUCGGGCCCGACUUCUGCUUUGCACUGUUCAUGCGGGGGCUUGGUUCUCGUGUGUCCGGACCUCCUGAGAGGGGCUGCUUACCGUCUAAGGGAAGGGUUCCUGGAGCUUAGACUCACCUGCCUCAGGGGGGAUGACUGCAGGAUGAAUGGCAAGAAGGAACUGAAGCCAUUUUGUCGUCCAGGCCAAAGCAGGUGCCUGGGUGUUUCCUGGGGGUGGGGGUGGGGGACGGGGCGGGCGGAGAACCCCACAGCCCCCCUGCUCCCAGCCUGAGCCCAGCCUGGGAAGGCUCACUGUCCUCCCUCCUUCCUUCCCCAGGACCACAUCAGGGUCCCCAGAAAAGCUGCUAACACUUUAUUACCAUUACUAGUGCCCCGGUGCACGGAUCUGUGCACACUGAAAGGAAAUUAAUUAGAAGGCGGCCAGCGGGGCGAGACUGGGUGAGACAGGCCGGACACGCCCUGGAGCCAACCUCCUCCCAUGGUCCCUGCCUGGCUGUCCGCACCUCGGGCAGUGCCGUGGCUCGAAGGGUGUCGGUGGAGUGAGCGGGGAUCCUCUGGCAGGUGGGGUCCCUUGGCCUAGCCUACGGGGAUCAGGCUGAAACCAGCUCACUGACAUUCCCGGAUUGCAAGAGGGCGGUU
Pipistrellus kuhlii (Kuhl's pipistrelle) is the source of this 3332-nucleotide messenger RNA. It is a transcript of the gene SNPH, whose product is annotated as syntaphilin. Bases 295 to 1881 code for a protein of 528 amino acids. The transcript has 6 exons. The record is from RefSeq and is a predicted model, not a curated record. Gene Ontology annotation, biological process: neuron differentiation. Gene Ontology annotation, cellular component: mitochondrion; cytoplasmic microtubule. NCBI's taxonomy places the organism in Eukaryota, Metazoa, Chordata, Mammalia, Chiroptera, Vespertilionidae.